AUGUCUUUUCAUACAAUAGGAGGAGGAGACACCUUAUUUACCCAGACAGCUAAUGCAGCAGCAGCAGCAGCAGCAGCAGCAGGUGCAGCAGCAGCAGCAGGAGGAGCAGGAGACCAUGUAAAUAUCCCUCCAUGGCAGCAGCAGCAGCAGCAACAACAACAACAACAACAACAACAAGCUGCUGCCCCUCCUAAUGUCUCCUUCCAGCAGCAAGCAGCAGCAGCAGCAGCAGCAGCAGGAGCAGCAUCUGCUGCUGGAUCAUCAUCUAUGCUGCAGCAUGAGUUGCUGCAGCAGCAACUGCAGCAUCCUCCAGUGUCUCAUCAGCAGCAUAUAUCUAUAAAACAGCAGCACAACAGCAGCAGCAGCAGCAGCAGCACACUAAGGAAAGAAAGGAGACAGGCAGCAUUAUUAGCAAUAAGGAGACAGCAAAGGGAGACAGCAAAAAAUAAUAAAAGAUUAAUAUUAACAAUAAAAGGAGACACCCCUCCUCCUCCCCAACCAUUAAGGCCCUUAUUAGGUUUCCUUUAUUCCUUGCUGCAGCAGCAGCAGCAACAGCAACAGCAGCAGCAGCAGCAGCUUGGUGGCGCGGGACAGGAGCAGCUGCUGCUGCAGUUGCUGCAGCAGCAAAUGCAUUUGCUGCAGCAGCUGUUUGCUCUUAUGUAUUCUUAUCCUUAUCUUGUUGAUGCUCUAGCUAAUGAUGCACCUGCUGCAGCAGAUGCAGCAGCAGCAGCAGCAACAGGAACACCAGCAGCAGUAGCAGCAGCAGGGACAGCAGCAGCAGCAGCAGCAGAUGCUGCUGCUGCUCCUCCCUUUCAAGGAGACGCACAAAGUCUCUUUGUCCUCGUGCUGCAGCAGAAUGUCCCUAUCUAUGAACGGUGUCUUGCUGCUAUACAGCAGCAGCAGCAGCAGCAGCAGCAGGAAGUGCAGCAGCAACUGCAGCAGAACGAGAUGUUGCUGCUGCAGCUACUAGCUGAUGCAUGCGGCUGCUUAGGGGAAUGUGCUGCUGCUGCACCUGUAGAUGAGAAGACAGUGCAGCAAGCAGUCCCUUUGCUGCUGCCCCUAGUAGAUCCUACACACCAGCAGCAACUGCAGCAGCAACUGCAGCAGCAGCAGCAGCAGCAGCAGCAGCUGGUACAGCGCCAUAUCCCUGACUUAGGAGGAGGUGCAGCAGCAGCAGCAACACCAGAAGCAGCAGCUGCAGCAGCAGCAGCAGCAGCAGCAGAAAUAGAAGCACUUGUGCAGCAAGUUGUUGCACUAGAGGCCUUGCUGCAGGUAGAGCUGCAGCAGCAGCAAGCGCUGCUGCACUGCAGCGCAGCAGAUGCCCGUCGUGCUGCUGUCUCUGAGGUCUUAUGGUGUCUUAGUGUAGAGCUUAGAUCCUUGCUGCUGCACUAUCCCCAGCAGCAGCAGCAGCAGCAACAGCAGCAGCAGCAAUGCGGCAAUCCUGCUGCUGCUGCUGUUGCUGCUGCAUGCCCUAGGCUAGGAGAAACGUUGCUGCAGAUAGCAGAGAUGGCCCUUCAAGGUGCAGAUAGAGCCAAGCAGCAGCAGCAGCAGCAGCAGCAGCACGAGCAGCAGCAGCAGCAGCAGCAGCGGCACCAGGAUGGAGACGCAUACCUAAGGGAACGUCUGCAGCUAACGGGAGCAGAUGGCAUCGUACCUGCCUUACAGAGUCUAACUGUAUUGUGCAGCAGCUGCCGCAGCAGCCGCUGCAGCAGCAGCAGCAGCAGCAGCAGCAAUCCUUUAUGGCAGCAGCAGCAGCAGCUAACGGAGGGACAACUUGCUGAUCGUUUAAUUUGUCUCCUUAAGGAUCUCCUUAAUAGAGAUGACCACAGGGGUGUCCUACAAGCUGCACUUUCUCUGGUUUGUUCUCUUGCUGCAGGACCACCACAACAGGAGGAUGUAGCAAUAAAUUUAUUACCUCUUGUUGCUUCUGUCUUUCAUAGGAAUAUUUCCUUUGAUAUAAGAAGAGUAGGAGGGUUUCUUGAUCUAUUACAACAAUCUAAAUAUGAUCUUACUUCUGUUAUGAUAGCAUUAGAUUUUAUUGGUGGUGUAUUAGAGAGAGAGCCAAAGACAAGAGAAGAAGUCUAUAGGAUGGAUGGCAUUGCUAAACUAGAGAGUGUUCAAUUCCUUCAUAAUGAGGCGACUGAUAGGAGAGUCUCUAAUAUCAUCUCCGAAUACUUGGACGGAUUUAGCGAGGACGAAGAGGGACCUUAG
Messenger RNA from Eimeria maxima, 2211 nucleotides. RefSeq lists its product as hypothetical. Gene Ontology annotation, biological process: regulation of transcription by RNA polymerase II. The record is from RefSeq and is a predicted model, not a curated record. The transcript is spliced from 9 exons. Gene Ontology annotation, molecular function: transcription coregulator activity. The coding region runs from base 1 to 2211 and encodes 736 amino acids. NCBI's taxonomy places the organism in Eukaryota, Apicomplexa, Conoidasida, Eucoccidiorida, Eimeriidae. Gene Ontology annotation, cellular component: SWI/SNF complex; nucleus.